Argiope bruennichi is the source of this 2309-nucleotide messenger RNA. It is a transcript of the gene PIG-M, whose product is annotated as GPI mannosyltransferase 1-like. Lineage: Eukaryota; Metazoa; Arthropoda; Arachnida; Araneae; Araneidae. Gene Ontology annotation, cellular component: membrane; glycosylphosphatidylinositol-mannosyltransferase I complex. The transcript has a single exon. Bases 36 to 1277 code for a protein of 413 amino acids. Gene Ontology annotation, molecular function: alpha-1,4-mannosyltransferase activity; GPI mannosyltransferase activity. Gene Ontology annotation, biological process: GPI anchor biosynthetic process. The record is from RefSeq and is a predicted model, not a curated record.
UUCAAAAGUUGGCAUUGUAACAUUCUUAUCCCACAAUGAAGUUUGUCAAGAAAAGUUUUAUAGAUAAAUACACAAUGAAUAUAAAGCUACAUUUUGCUUUUGCUUUAUUAUUGCGGCUGAUUCUCAUUAUAUUUGGUUGUAUUCAAGAUGCCUUUUUAGAUGUGAAGUAUACAGAUAUUGAUUAUUUUGUGUUCACAGAUGCUGCCAAAUAUGUAUCAAAAGGUUUUUCACCCUUUAAACGAUAUACAUACAGAUACACUCCAUUUUUGUCAUAUUUGCUUCUACCAAAUAUUUGGAUUGGUGAUUUUUAUGGAAAGAUAUUUUUUUCCAUAUUGGAUAUACUUACAAGUAUGCUAAUAUUUAGAGUACAGAAAAAAGCUGGUGUUACGACUGACAUUUGUAGAUUGUGUACAUUUAUGUGGCUAUACAAUCCUUUGCCCAUGGUUAUAUCAACAAGAGGAAAUGCUGAAUCUGUCAUGACAUUCCUGAUAUUGCUGUCAAUUUAUUUUCAUCAAGUCAAAAAACCCUUCAUGUUUGGCAUUGUUUAUGGUUUGUCUGUACAUUUUAAAAUAUAUCCAUGUAUAUAUGUCCUCUCAUUUUACUUUACAUAUUUUUCACCUAAUAGUACUUUAUCUGGUUGGAAAAAAUUAAAAGCUUUUUUAUAUCCUAAUCCAGAAAAAUUAAUUUUUGUUCUCUCCACUUUGUCUGGUUUUGCUUUCCCUACUCUGAUAUCUUUUGUUUUAUAUGGCGAUGAAUAUGUCAGGGAGGCUUUGUUGUAUCAUAUGAUAAGAAAAGAUAUUCGGCACAAUUUUUCACCAUAUUUCUAUCUUUUAUACCUUUCUGAACUGAUUGAUCCUAAAAUAAGUGCAUUUCUUUCCUUCAUUGCCCUUCUUAUACAAGGUUUAUUAAUUAUGCUUGUAUCUUGGGUGAUUGUCUCCCCUCAAAUGCUACCUGCUGCCAUGUUUCUUCAGACUUUUAUUUUUGUCUCCUUCAACAAAGUUUGUACUUCACAGUACUUCUUAUGGUAUCUAUGUCUUUUUCCUUUAAGUUUUCCUUUACUGAAUGUCAGUAUGGCACAAUUGAUUUUGCCUUUUAUAAUUUGGUGUUUAGGACAAGGACUGUGGUUGCUCCCAGCUUAUUAUUUGGAGUUUCAGGGAGAAAAUACAUUUAUAUUGAUUUUUAUUGCAGGUCUAUUAUUUUUUGCAAUCAAUGCUUGUAUAAUAUGUUUGUUUAUAAAAUAUUUAAAACUUCCCGAUAAACACUUGAAGAAUAAAUGAAUAUUUUACAUUGUUGAAUUGGUGGAACCAUCUUCCCAUUCAUGAAUUUCAUUUUUUUAUUACAAAGGAAAAAAUAAUGCUGGUAUAAUUUAUGAAUAAAUAAUAUUGUCUUCUUCAACAUUAUUAUAUAUUUUUUUUACAUCAUUAUCAAACUAUCCUAAAACUCACAGUCACUGAUUUUGGCACUGAAAUGCAAACUAGAAUAUUUGAUAUUACUUACACCAAUAUUAGAAAAUGUCUUUGUCAAUCAAAUAACUAAAAAUUUGAAGGAUCAAAUGCAUGUGUGCUAUUUUUUUUAUUUAUUUUCUUUUUCUGAAUUAUUACUUCUUCUUUCAAAAGAUGUUUAGAAUAAAAAGAAAAAUUUCACAUCAAAAUUAAUAUUUUUUCCAUUCUCCUUUUUUUAAGUGGUGAAACUAAAUAAUAAAAUAAAGUUAUUUUAAAGGAAAAAUUCACAGCUCAAAGAUUUUUUAAAUCUACAACUCUGUUUAUCUGAAAUUUCAUACGUUUUAUUUCUUGAAGUCUUCCAUCUUGAUUGUGACAUUAAAUUCAUUCGUUUAGCUUGGAUGAAGCAAGUAAACUUCUACGCUGAACCAUGGAUUCAUAAAAAUAGAAUGAAUAUGAAGUCAAAUUGUAUCUUAAUCCAAAACUGAUUCCUUAGUGUGAGUAAUAUUAUAGAUUAUUUAAAAAUUAGUUGAAACAACCAAAACAAAUAUAAUGUAAAUGGGAUGAAGUUUAUAUAUAUUUCAGAUGAGUAGUUGAUGUUAAAAGGUGUCUUCCUUAGUGUAUACAGGAGAAGGAAAUGUAAUUCCCAUUUUAAAUCUACAUCACUUUAUCUUGCACUCUUGACAGUCAAAACAUAUGAUAUUUACAUCUGACUUUCAGGAAGGAAACAAUCAAGAAAAGUAUAUGUUGAUUUUUUGUUUGUUUGUUUACAUGAGAUAUACUGUUAUAACAAUAAUAAAAUUUCAAUUAAGAUAUCUGUUUUAUUGUUCCACAAUAAAAAUAAAUGUCCCCUGAUGUAUGUAGAAUCGU